Scedosporium apiospermum is the source of this 4173-nucleotide messenger RNA. RefSeq names its product Phospholipid-transporting ATPase DNF1. Bases 1 to 4173 code for a protein of 1390 amino acids. The transcript has 2 exons. Gene Ontology annotation, cellular component: plasma membrane. NCBI's taxonomy places the organism in Eukaryota, Fungi, Ascomycota, Sordariomycetes, Microascales, Microascaceae. Gene Ontology annotation, molecular function: ATPase-coupled intramembrane lipid carrier activity; magnesium ion binding; ATP binding. Gene Ontology annotation, biological process: phospholipid translocation. The record is from RefSeq and is a predicted model, not a curated record.
AUGUCCGGUGCCUCCGAAUCCGUGCAGAAUGGCGAUGUCGUCGUCGAAGGAGAUGAUGGCGACGAGAGUGCGAGUCUUAAUUCUGUUCCUUUAAUCUUCAUCAUUACGGUCACCGCCAUCAAGGAUGCCAUCGAAGACUCGCGCCGAACCAUUCUUGACAACGUGUUGAAUAAUGCUCCUGUCCACCGACUUCAGCACUGGAACAAUAGCAAUGUGGAGGAUGAUAAUGUAUCAUAUUGGCGGCGCUUCAAGAAGGCCACCUCUCGCUCCAUUGUCAGAUUUUGGAGGUUCAUCAAGAGCACCUGGUCCAAGAAGGCAAAGGAAGAACGCGCGAGAGCGAAGGAGCAAGCCUCUGACGAGCCCCGUAUGUCGGUCGAAACCCGCGUCACCCUUCGCGGAUCCAUACUGUCGCCCAAUAAUCGCGAGUCGUUCGUCUCGGCGAGGGAGUCUAUUCAGUUGACGCCUGUUCCAUCCCCUCUGCCUCAAGGUGUCACCCAGGAGGACGUGGAGGCUCGUGAGCGUCACCAUGCCCAGGUCCUCCGAACGAUGAAAAAGGACAUGAUCAACCAUGAUAAGCCGGCGGAGAGGAAGGCGAGAUUCCACCCUGAUGCGUGGAAGAACCUUAGGGUUGGCGACUUCGUUCGCAUCCAUAACGACGAUGAGCUCCCUGCUGAUAUCAUUAUCCUUUCCACUUCGGAUCCCGAGGGUGCCUGCUACAUCGAGACCAAAAACUUGGACGGUGAGACGAAUCUCAAGUUCCGUACGGCUCUUCAGUGUGGCCGCACGAUCAAGCACGCGCGUGACUGCGAACGAGCCGAGUUUUGGAUCGACAGCGAGACCCCCCAUCCGAACCUUUACAAGUACAACGGUGCCAUAAGGUGGCGCCAACGACUUCCCGACGAUCCCCACGGUGAGCCUGAAGAGAUGACCGAACCCAUUAGCAUUGAUAAUCUGCUUCUCCGAGGAUGUACUCUGCGCAACACCGAGUGGGCUCUUGGCGUCGUCGUAUUCACUGGCCACGACACCAAAAUCAUGAUGAACGCUGGUGUUACACCAAGCAAGCGUGCAAGGAUAGCACGGGAGCUUAACUUUAGCGUCAUCUGCAAUUUCGUCGUUCUCUUUAUCAUGUGUAUUGUCUCUGGUCUUGUCAACGGCGCUACCUGGGCACAGACGGAGGCUUCCCAUCGCUUUUUCGAGUUUGGUUCCAUUGGUGGCAAUCCCCCUAUGAGUGGUUUUAUUACCUUCUGGGCUGCCGUGAUUCUGUUCCAGAACUUGGUUCCCAUCUCCCUGUACAUCACUCUCGAAAUCGUCCGUCUUCUCCAGGCCAUCUUCAUUUACAGCGACGUCGAGAUGUACUACGACAAGAUUGACCAGCCUUGUGUUCCUAAGUCGUGGAACAUCUCGGACGACGUCGGUCAGAUCGAGUACAUCUUCUCCGACAAGACCGGAACCCUAACCCAGAAUGUCAUGGAGUUCAAGAAGGCAACCAUCAAUGGCCAGCCGUACGGCGAAGCCUACACCGAAGCGCAGGCUGGAAUGCAGAAGAGGCUAGGCGUUGAUGUCGAGAAGGAGGGCGAGCGAGUCAGGAAAGAAAUAGCCGAGGCCAAGGUUCAGGCCCUCGCUCGGCUACGACGGAUACACGACAACCCUUAUCUGCACAACGAAGACCUCACCUUCAUUGCCCCCGAUUUUGCUGCUGACCUUGGCGGUGACACGACGGCGGAGCAGCAGUAUGCGACUGAGCGAUUCAUGCUGGCGCUGGCUUUAUGUCAUACAGUUAUCCCGGAGAAGUUACCCGGUGACCAACCCAAGAUGAUUUUCAAGGCGCAGUCCCCCGAUGAGGCCGCCCUAGUUGCGACGGCGAGGGAUAUGGGCUUCACCGUCUUAGCGUCUUCGAGCGACAAUAUUGAUCUCAACGUCAUGGGCGAGCAUCGGCGAUACCCCAUCCUCAAUAUUAUCGAGUUUAAUUCCACCCGAAAGCGUAUGAGCACCAUCGUGAGAAUGCCCGACGGCAAGCUUGUCCUUUUCUGCAAGGGAGCCGACAGCAUUAUUUACUCGAGGCUCAAGAGGGGUGAGCAGAAGGAGCUUCGACAGACGACGGCUGAGCAUCUCGAGAUGUUUGCGCGAGAGGGUCUCCGAACACUCUGUAUCGCGGAGCGCGAACUGACGGAGGACGAAUACUACGCCUGGAAGAAGAAGCACGAUAUUGCAGCUUCUGCUAUCGAGGGUCGCGAGGAGAAGAUGGAUGCCGUUGCCGAGUUGAUCGAGCAGGAUCUGAUGCUCUUGGGCGGAACCGCUAUUGAGGAUCGCUUACAAGACGGCGUCCCCGAUACAAUUGAGCUACUUGGUGCGGCUGGUAUCAAGCUCUGGGUGCUGACUGGUGACAAGGUCGAGACGGCCAUCAAUAUCGGUUUCUCAUGCAACCUUCUGAACAACGACAUGGAGUUGAUCCAUCUUAAGGUUGACGAGGAUGAGUCUCACGAGACCCCCGACGAGCAGUUCAUCCGUACGCUGGAGAAGGAACUCGAUGAUCAGCUGAAACUCUUUGGCCUCACUGGCAGCGACGAGGACCUGGCAGCUGCCAAGAAGACCCACGAGCCUCCCGAGCCCACACACGGUCUCGUUAUUGAUGGCUUCACUCUAAAAUGGGUUCUCCACGAUGAUCUCAAGCAAAAGUUCCUGUUGCUGUGCAAACGGUGCAAGUCGGUUUUGUGCUGCCGUGUCAGUCCCGCACAGAAGGCCGCCGUUGUUGCCAUGGUGAAAAACGGCCUCGACGUCAUGACGCUCUCUAUCGGUGACGGCGCAAAUGAUGUUGCCAUGAUUCAAGAAGCCGAUGUAGGUGUGGGUAUUGCUGGUCUCGAAGGUCGCCAGGCGGCCAUGUCCUCCGACUAUGCCAUCGCGCAGUUCCGCUUCCUCCAGAGAUUGGUGUUGGUUCACGGUCGCUGGUCCUACAGGCGGUUGGCUGAGACGAUUCCGAACUUUUUCUACAAGAACAUGGUAUGGACGUUCGCCAUUUUCUGGUACCAAAUCUACUGCAACUUCGAUCAGACGUACGUUUUCGAGUACACUUAUAUUAUAAUGUUCAACCUGUUCUUCACCUCGCUUCCGGUCGGUAUUAUGGGUGUCCUCGACCAGGAUGUUUCCGACAAGGUCUCGCUUGCUGUUCCCCAGCUCUACCGACGUGGUAUUGAGCGGCUGGAGUGGACGCAACGCAAAUUCUGGCUAUACAUGAUUGACGGUGUCUACCAAUCCGUCAUGGCCUUCUUCAUCCCGUACCUCGUCUUCAUCAGCAACUCCUUCGUCACAUCGAACGGUCUGAGCGUCAACGAUCGAGUUCGGUUCGGUGCCUAUAUCGCGCAUCCGGCUGUCUUGACCAUCAACGCCUAUAUCCUCAUCAACACGUACCGAUGGGACUGGAUCAUGCUCCUCAUCAUCUGCCUGAGUGACCUGUUCGUCUUCUUCUGGACCGGCAUCUACUCGCAGUUUACCAGCGCCGCAGAGGGUGUCUUCUACGACCUCGCUAGCCAGAUCUACCGGGACGCGACCUUCUGGGCCGUCUUCUUCAUUGUUCCCGUCAUCUGCCUAUUUCCCAGGUUCGCAAUCAAGGCUAUUCAGAAAGUGUACUUCCCUUAUGACGUCGAUAUUAUCCGCGAGCAAGAACGGCAGGGCAAGUUCAACCAUCUGGAUCCCGACAAGAAGAACAAGAAGGAUGUCGAUUCCGCCUCUGUAAGCCUCGGCAAGAUUGAGAGUGAGGGUCCCGCCCCUUCCGACAGCUACAAGAAGGCGAAGCGAUCCACUUUCGGCAGCGUGGACGAGGAACGACGACCGAUCUAUCCUCCUUCCGUGGUUACGCAGACAACGCACCACCGGCUGCGCAGCCAAAACGGCAGCGACGGUACCAACUACACGGGCCACCGAUCCUCGUUCGACGAGGGCUUCGGCUCGCCGCCAGCGCCUCAGCGUAUGUCUAUCGAGCGCGCUCGGCCAUCGUACGAUCGUAUCAGGGCGUCUAUGGACCGCGUACGGCCCAGUUUCGAGGCGAGCAGCGAUUUCACCUCGGCGGCGCGGCUGUCGCGCAUCGAGUCUACUCAGAGCGGCAGAUUCAGGCCUAGGCUACGUGGUCUGUCUCUGGGUAAACAUCAUCACCAGCACCAGCAGCAUCAUGAAUCCUAA